AGAAAGAUGGUAGCCAUGGAGGAGAGGAGGAGACAGGCUGGGCCGCCAUGUUCCUCGCGACCUUAAUUUACUCCUCCAAUGGCCGCCGCUGCUGCGAAACGCGGAGAAUUCUCUUCCAAUUUAAAGCGCCCCAUCUGUCCAUCUUCUCCACCACCACUAGCAUUCUUCUUCUCCAUCCAUCCAUCCAUCCAUCUACGCGUAGAUUUUGCUUUUCUUUGCUUUGCUUUCCAGUUGUAAUUUUGUGUACGAGUACAGCACAAGCUCAGCUCAGCUGCUUCAGCUAUAAAAGCUUCUCACUCUCUCACACACACACUCUCUCUCUCUGCUAGCUCAGCUCUAGAUCCAGCAAUGGCGCCUCCUCCGGCUGCAGCUGCGGCGUUGGCGGCGUGCAUUCUCGCCGUCGCCGCCACCCUCGCCGGCGCCGACGACCCCUACCGCUUCUUCACCUGGAACGUCACCUACGGCAGCAUCAACCCUCUCGGCUCCACCCCGCAGCAGGGCAUCUUGAUCAAUGGCCAGUUUCCUGGGCCGCGAAUCGACUGCGUGACGAACGACAACAUCAUCGUGAACGUGUUCAACAACCUGGACGAGCCGUUCCUCCUGACAUGGAAUGGCAUCAAGCAGCGCAAGAACUCGUGGCAGGACGGCGUGCUGGGCACCAACUGCCCAAUCCCCCCUGGCGCCAACUACACCUACAAGUUCCAGGCCAAGGACCAGAUCGGCACCUUCGUCUACUUCCCCUCCGUCGCCAUGCACCGCGCCGCCGGCGGCUUCGGCGCGCUCAACGUCUACCAGCGCCCGGCCAUCCCCGUCCCGUACCCGCCGCCCGCCGGCGACUUCACGCUCCUCGUCGGCGACUGGUACAAGGCCGGGCAUAAGCAGCUGAGGCAGGCGCUCGACGCCGGCGGCGGUGGCGCGCUCCCGCCGCCCGACGCGCUGCUCAUCAAUGGCAUGCCGUCGGCGGCGGCGUUCGUCGGCGACCAGGGGAGGACGUACCUGUUCAGGGUGUCCAAUGUCGGGGUGAAGACGUCCGUCAAUGUCAGGAUCCAGGGGCACUCGCUGAGGUUGGUGGAGGUGGAGGGGACGCACCCGGUGCAGAACGUGUACGACUCGCUCGACGUCCAUGUCGGCCAGUCGGUGGCGUUCCUCGUCACGCUCGACAAGGCGGCGCAGGACUACGCCGUCGUGGCGUCCGCGCGGUUCAGCCCGGGCGCGUCGCCGCUGAUGGCGACGGGGACGCUGCACUACAGCAGCGCCGUGUCCAGGGCGCCCGGCCCGCUCCCGGCGCCGCCGCCGGAGCAGGCGGAGUGGUCGAUGAACCAGGCGAGGUCGUUCCGGUGGAACCUGACGGCGAGCGCGGCGAGGCCCAACCCGCAGGGGUCGUUCCACUACGGCACCAUCGCGACGUCGAGGACGCUGGUGCUCGCCAACUCCGCGCCGGUGCUCGCCGGGCAGCGCCGGUACGCCGUCAACGGCGUGUCGUUCGUCGUCCCCGACACGCCGCUCAAGCUCGUGGACAACUACAACAUCGCCAAUGUCAUCGGCUGGGACAGCGUCCCGGCGAGGCCCGACGGCGCGGCGCCGCGGUCGGGGACGCCGGUGGUGAGGCUCAACCUGCACGAGUUCAUCGAGGUGGUGUUCCAGAACACGGAGAACGAGCUGCAGUCUUGGCAUCUCGAUGGAUAUGACUUCUGGGUUGUUGGGUAUGGCAAUGGUCAGUGGACUGAGAAUCAGCGGACAACCUACAACUUGGUUGAUGCGCAAGCGAGGCAUACAGUUCAGGUUUACCCGAAUGGAUGGUCGGCAAUCUUGGUGUCAUUGGACAACCAGGGGAUGUGGAACCUGAGGUCGGCGAACUGGGACCGGCAAUACCUCGGCCAGCAGCUGUACAUGAGAGUGUGGACGCCGCAGCAGAGCUUCUCCAAUGAGUACAGUAUCCCGACCAACGCCAUACUCUGCGGUAGAGCUGCCGGCCUUGGACACUGAGGAAGAUGAUGAAGAAGAAAUUCAGAGUUGCAUAGUUCGAUCCAUCCUUCGUCGUUUGGUAUAUGUCUAGUAGAAUAAGUCAUACUACUACUACUAUAGGUGAAAGUGAAGAUGAGAAUUCAGAAUUACGAUUUCGGAUAUAUGUUUGUUGUAGCUAAAACUGAUGUGCUAUUCUUUGAUCAUAUGUCAGUGUUUUUCUCUUGAGUUUGUAGCCUGUGGACAAGGCCUCAGGCUUAAUGGUGCAGAGUGCUCUGUUUCUGAUGCCGCAUCAAUCUAUUAUUAUGCUAUUCAGUGAUGUUUUUACGACA
Molecule: messenger RNA, 2294 nt
Organism: Oryza sativa Japonica Group (Japanese rice)
Lineage: Eukaryota; Viridiplantae; Streptophyta; Magnoliopsida; Poales; Poaceae
Product: L-ascorbate oxidase homolog
Molecular function (GO): oxidoreductase activity; copper ion binding
Source: RefSeq, a predicted model, not a curated record